Molecule: messenger RNA, 1971 nt
Organism: Bolinopsis microptera
Lineage: Eukaryota; Metazoa; Ctenophora; Tentaculata; Lobata; Bolinopsidae
Product: lysoplasmalogenase TMEM86A-like
Exons: 6
Coding region: 29-703 (224 amino acids)
Cellular component (GO): membrane
Molecular function (GO): hydrolase activity
Source: RefSeq, a predicted model, not a curated record
CUAUAUAACAAAUAAUUUGAGCUACUUAAUGAACAGAGACCCCAUCUCGAAGACCUACUCCGCAGCCACCACACCUAUCUGCCUCACUGUCACCUCACUUUCCAUCUUACUGGUGAACGAGUUCUUCGGGUACUCUCAGUAUGUCAAACCAGUGACAAAGACCCUCGCCUCUUUCAGCUUCUUGUAUCUGGGCGUUAACUAUGGACUGGUGAACUCGGCGCAGGGCAACUACGUCUUUAUAGGACUAGUGCUGUCAGCCAUCGGUGACGUCAUGCUCCUCUCCCUCAAGCCACAUUUCUUCCAGAUAGGAGCUUUCUUCUUCCUGCUCGCCCACCUCAUGUAUUGCGGCGCUUUUAUCACGACAGGGAUCUCCAUAAAGUGGUUUCUGAUGAGCAUAGUGGUGGUUGGGCCAGCUGCUAUCAUUGUAUACAAAUACGUGCUACCCUACACUACGGGUCUGAUGAGGAAGCUAGUGAUAACCUACUCCAUUGCUAUCUCCUGGAUGAUGGCUUUUGCUAGUGGCAGUUAUGGGUACAGCGGUAAGACGUGGCUCCUCGCUGCAGCUUUCCUCUUCUACGUAUCGGACCUGUUUGUUGCGAGGCAACGCUUUAUCAAGCGCUGUUUCCUAAACUCCCUCUGCGGACUCACUCUUUACUACGCUGCACAGCUCAUGUUUGCUAUUUCACCUGCCAUUGAUUUUUAAUGUGCAAACUGUGGUUUGGAAGAUGGACUGUAUGUUAUUUCUAACAACAUUUCUUAUUGUUAGAAGUAAUGUUUUAUAUAAAACAUGGUUGUUUUAUCAUUGGUUUUGUGGAACUCUUCAGCCCGCGACCCUUUUGAGAGCCAUCCCAGUGUUUAAACGUGUUUAACUCAUUAUCAUAAUCUGGAAGUUUGAAUUUUAGAGCAUAAAAAAUUGCUUUUUAAUAUAUUUUAUUAUCAUGAUGUUAUAUCGCUUUUAUAGGAAGUUUGAAUCAUCAGCAACACUAAAAACUAAAACAUUUUCUAACUAUCUCGGCCAACUCAAUUCACUCAAAACUAUUAAUACAGAUUGAUAGAUAACAAGUCAUUAUCAGCUGCUUCCUUGCAAUGUUAAGUUAACGUCCAGGAUAUAUUCUCUUGUUCACAAACAGUGUUUAUUUUUGUAUAUAUUAUUGUGAUUGCCUCAAGCAAAGCCUGCUUUAUUUGUACGUGAAUGAUUUAUUUGUAUAACUUUUGAAAUAUCAUAUUCGCAAAUGAAAUGGUCCUCUGAUAAUUUCACUAAAAUCACCACUUCUUCCAUCUCAAACGCAUCUGCCAGCACUAAUGGUUUUCUGUAUAAAAUAUGAGCGAUUCGUUCAAUUGGCUCGAAUGUGGCACCAUUUUUAAAUCACUUAAAGGAUAAUUUACUGCUACUGCCAAACCAGAAGAAUUGGUAACCACAAAUCUAUAAAUUUAAAAUGACGUAUGUUUCAGCACUGCUUUUAAGUAACCACUUCAAAUCAUUUCGUCAAGCGAAUCUCAUUUCGGCAAAAUUUUCCGAUUUUAAUUAAACCAGUCCAUCGAUUAUGACAUUAAGCUGUUGAGGUGUCGGCAACUAGGGGUUUUCCCCAGAAAUUCAGGAUUGGAUAAUGGCCACUUUUAAAGUAACAGCAUCACGCACCAUUCUGGAGAAAUCGAGCGGUAAAUGGUUAAAUCAUACGGAAGGUUGAAGUUCGUUAGAAAAAUAUUUUAAGUUUGUGGAAGCUUGUCAUUAAUGGAUUUUGAUGCAGGCGAAUAUAAUACAUAUUACAUUCAUUAAUAUAGUGCAAUAUCGGGGGAGUUCUUAGAGAUUGAUUUUGAAAAUUGGAGUAUCGGCCCAAGAAUUAUCAACUUUGAUAUUUUGGAUGUAUUUAGUUAUUUGAAAAACCUUCUGCACUAUGUAUAUUUAAUCAUGAUAACUCCAAUUAUUGGAUUAUUCGUCUGUGUUUACCGAUUUAUCUUUAACUUUUUAAA